AUGGGUGUGUUUGAUUUUCGAACGGAUAACUUGGUCAAUACGCCGUUACGAAGAGCAAGAAAACUUCAGGAUGCCCUGAAACCUGCCAUUCGUGCUAGGUUAGUACCAUGUCGCCUCACCACUUAUGAUGAUGUUCUUGAAACUGCAUUAGCUAUAGAAGCGAAUUGGAUCAAAAACCAAAAGGAAAGGGAGCCGAGAGAUCUCAAGAGGAACCAGAAGACGGACCCAUCGACUCAUCGAAAACGUCCACGUACAGAUAACAUUGGGAAAGUCGUUGCACCAAAACCUUGUUUUCACUAUGGGGUAGUGGGUCACUACGCGAGGGAUUGUCCUAAGUCGAAGCCACCUGGACAACUAAAUGCAAUCUCAGGGUGUUAUCGUUGCGGGAAGGAUGAUCAUUUUUUAAGGGAGUGUCCUUUACCUGCACCACCUAGGCCACCAACUCAGAAUCAGUUUCAGAAUGCUCCAAGGCCGAAUUUCCAAGCACGACAACCAUACAAGCCGCGAAACAAUGCACCACCCUUCCAGCCAAGACUUUUGUUUGAUUCUGGAGAUACUCAUUCGUUCAUAUCAUUACAUUUAGCUGCUUAUCUCGGUUUGAAACCAGUACCCAUGGGGUUUACUUUGAAUGUCGCUUCACCGCUAGGAAAUGUAGUGUCCCUUAGUAAAUUUUGCAAGGAUUGUGAAAUAACUUUUGGUGACUAUAAAGUGAAAAUAGAUUUGAUACCGAUGAGGCUCCAAGAUUAUGAUGUCAUUAUUGGUAUGAACUGGUUGUCACAAAACCAAGUUAUACUAGAAUGUUUCGAGAAGAAGAUCUAUUUCCAAUCAUCGGAUGGAAGUCGAGUGUCUGUCCAAGGAGAAAGGUGGAAAGUCAUAAAUCCAUCCUUACCAGGGAUGAAAAGGAGGGAUGAAACCGAAGAACACAUAGCUUAUCUUGCUCACCUGAGUAAAGAAGGGGAUAGCAUUGUGGUAGAUGAAGAGUUACCGGUAGUUUGA
Messenger RNA from Papaver somniferum (opium poppy), 996 nucleotides. RefSeq lists its product as uncharacterized. The coding region runs from base 1 to 996 and encodes 331 amino acids. Gene Ontology annotation, molecular function: nucleic acid binding; zinc ion binding. The transcript has 2 exons. NCBI's taxonomy places the organism in Eukaryota, Viridiplantae, Streptophyta, Magnoliopsida, Ranunculales, Papaveraceae. The record is from RefSeq and is a predicted model, not a curated record.